UUGGCUGGGUUUCUGUGGAGGAUCAAACUCCAGAGGCUAAUCUUCUCCAAGCAAAAGCUAGCGAAGACAGUACAGAGUCGGUGUACAAUCAGCACACACCGCUACGGAAGCAUUCAUCAGAUUCGUAGAUUGGUUGCUUCCUGACGCGCGAGAGAGAAGCUCGCGCAUCUCGGAUUGUGAACUGAGAGAUGAUGAUGAUGAUUGACUCAGCCUCGGCAGUCGGAUUAUACACUGGCGUCGGCGGCGGUGGUGGCGGCUGCUGCGGCUCUUCCGUCACUAUGGCAAACUAUCGCCCCUUUUCGAGCUCCGACGACUCUACUGGAGUCCACAGCGCCUUCCGUCGUCUGUCCCACGCCAGCUGCCUCGACGUAUCAUGGAACAGAGCUCGGAGGCUUAUAGAUGGUUGUUCUUUCACAGUGAGAAGCUCACUUCAUCCACGGAGCAGAGUUAGGGCAACUGAAGAGUACUCAGGCUCGGGUUCAGAUCCCUUAGAGGGUAAUGGGACGCCGAAUUACCACCCAUUCGAAGAGAUAGCGGAAUCCAUGUCUCAGGAUGGUGGAGAUGCAAGACUCACAGCCGCAGAAACUACCAGAACCUUAAUUGAGCUAAACAAGGAAGCAACACUUAUGUUUUCAGCAUUGAUCAAUAAUGAAGUUCACGAAAACAUUUUUUUGCCCGAAUUGCCUUACGUGACUGAUGAACAUGGAAGCAUUAAAAUCUGUGGCAUAUCAUCAGAUAUCUACUUCCGGGUGGACAAUGAUGAAGGCAUUGUGGAAACACUGGUUUCUGAGAAUAACUUUGUGCAAGUAAUAAUAGGCUUGGAUACUGUCGAAAUGCUUAACGAGAUGGAACUGUCAGGACCAUCUGAUAUUGAUUUUGGCAUUGAAGAAAUCACAGAAGGAGAUGGUGAUGAUAUUGAUGACGAUGACGGUGAUGAAGAUGAUGAUGAUAAUGAUGAUGAUGAUGAUGAUGAUGAAGAUGAAGAUGACAAUGACUGGGUUGCGACUCUUGAGGAUGAAGAAGAUGAAUCAGAUUCCGAUGAGACUCUUGGUGACUGGGCAAAAUUGGAAACAAUGCGUUCUUCACACCCAAUGUAUUUUGCGAUAAAGCUGGCUGAGGCUGCAUCGGAUCUCCCUAUGGAUUGGAUUGAUCAACCUCCAGCUGGUCUUGCCAUUCAAGGCCUUCUUAGACCUGCGAAUGUUGAGGAGCACCCUCUCAUCCAAAAGCAUAUAUCAGGCAAUAAGUCCCGUGAGGAUGAUCAAAAUCAGGUUGGGAAAAUUGACAAGCUGGAAGGUAUUGGCAUGCUUAAUGGUCAUCUCCAUGAGUCAGCCUCUUCUAAAGAUGGUCCAGUUGGGGCAGGGGGACUAGAGAAAUCUGAGAGAGUUAGACCUGGGACUUCAUUUUACAAGCUAGAGAUGAUCAAGAUUCAGUUGAUUUCAUCACAUGGACAUCAGACUGUAGUUGAAGUUGAUGAUUUCCAGAAAGCCAGGCCUGAUGCCAUUGCCCAUUCAGCGGCUCAAAUUAUUUCUCGCUUGAAAGCUGGUGGAGAAAAGAUCACACAAGCCCUGAAGUCUCUCUGUUGUAGAUGCAAGGGUAUUAAAGUUGAGGAGGUAACUGUUGUUGGUAUAGAUAGUAUUGGUUUUGAUUUGAGGGUUUGCUCAGGAACACAAGUUCAGAACCUGCGGUUUGAAUUCAAAACACGGGCCACUUCAGAGUAUAGUGCUGAGAGGCAACUUCAUGAUCUACUGUUCCCAAGGGUCCACCAGGCACAUAAACGGCAACAAGCUCACCAGAAGGAAUAGUGACAUUUUAGAAGCCUACAUUUGAAUUUAAAUUUUAUUGGAUGUUUUAUGGGGCUUAAAAUGAAUUUAGCAGUCAGCAAUUCCACUGAGUUGUAGUUUUAUGUAUUUAUGUGAAAUUCAAAUAGUAGAUAUUGGAAAUCUAUUGCCUCUGUGUGAUGGUACGCAUACAAAUUUUCUCA
This is a messenger RNA of Macadamia integrifolia, 1981 nucleotides long. RefSeq lists its product as uncharacterized. The record is from RefSeq and is a predicted model, not a curated record. The transcript is spliced from 11 exons. The coding region runs from base 189 to 1802 and encodes 537 amino acids. Lineage: Eukaryota; Viridiplantae; Streptophyta; Magnoliopsida; Proteales; Proteaceae.